CUCUUUCUCUCUCUCUCUCUCUCUCUCUGUGUCUAUCUGUCUGUCUCUCCCUAGGAUUUAUGGACUUGCCCUGCUAGUGGCACAGCACGAUGAGAGCCCAGCUGGUGUGCAUGGCACUGCUGGCCCUGGCCGCCGGCAGCCUCUGCUCAGAUUCAGAAGAGGAAAUGAAAGCAUUAGAAGCAGAUUUAUUGACCAAUAUGUAUACAUCAAAGAUUAACAGAGCAAAACUUCCUUCCUGGAAAAUGACUCUGCUAAAUGCCUGCAAUCUUAUCAACAACCUAAAUAACCAAGUGGGGGAAACAGCAGAGGUAGAUGAAGAAGAUCUCCUUUCAGGAGGACAGUUUCCUGCUGCUCUGGAUGGCUUCAGCUUGGAAGCAAUGCUAACAGUAUACCAACUCCAAAAAGUUUGCCACAGCAGAGCCUUUCAGCAUUGGGAGUUACUUCAGCAAGAUGCUUUCGAUCUAGAAAAUUCAAGCCAAGAUAAGGAAAUAAUGAAGAGAAAAAAUCCCUAUAUUCUGAAACGACAACUACAUGUGAACAAAGCUAGAAGACCUUACAUACUCAAGAGAAGUUCAUAUUACUGAUGCAGCAGAAGAAAAUUAUGUAUAUUUAGUUUAUAGGUAACUGUGCAUUAUGGUUAUCUUAUUUAAAAAUUAUACUUGUGUGGAAAUAUACUAUGGAAAAUCAUCAAGAUGAUAACAUAACUGUGUCUUUUUUGCAACUGUUGUUUCUUGAAUGUGAUUUUUUCCUACUUGAGAUUAAUUGGACCAAUACAUUUGCAAAUAAAUCUAGUUUCUAAGCAUGAUGUAUUGUACACAACUGAGAUUUCAAUAUAUUUGUUACAAUAUAGUGCUCUUCUUUUGUUUUAUGAAGCACCUACAUACACCGACUAAAUUGUUACUGUCCAUAAACUGUGUGAAAAAUCUCACAGUUUCUUAAUGAAACACCUAAACCCUCUGCAUGCAUGUGAGUUUUUGUGUACACUGGUCAGAAAUAGCCUAAUUUUCUCUAUACUGGCCCCUUCAAAUUAUUAGCAAUUGGGUCUAAGUAAGGAGGAAAUACUAUCAACUGUCUGUUAACUAUUAUCUGGCAAUUUCAAAUUUCAUGAUGUAGAUGAAUUUAACUUCUUGACUCCUACUACUCAAGGGUCAUAAUUUAAGAAAACUGUGCACUAAUAGGACUUAAAAAAAUAUGCUAGCAUGAACAAAGCCUGAUGUCCCUCCAAAUCCUGUCUAUCGCUCACUAAGUGAGGAAAACAGUUUAUUCAGUCAGGAAAUUUAUGAUGUUUAUUUAAUUCAUGUAUACUCAAAGAAGUAACUUUUUAAAGAUGAAAAAAAAAAAGUAAAAGCUGAUUCAUACUCAUCACAGUAAAAGUCACAACACAUUCCUAGUAUGAGAAAUAGAAACAGUCUGGAAAAAAUAUUCAGAAGAGGAUCUAAUGCUAAAACAGUUGAAACUUGUUAUUGAAAGGCAUUUUCCUUCUCUCCCUUUAACAAAAUUGAGUAACAACAGGCAGUUUCAGAUGCUAAAGAUAAUAUUGCAAGUCCAUUCAAAUGUGAAGAUCCCAGCAUGGAAAUAAAAGUGUACAGGUCAUCUGAGACUUGAACAUUUUCCAUCUCCCUGGCUCUGAUCCCUGCCUCAGACUUGGACUCACAUGACUCCAGGCUCUUUUCUGGAAGGAGGCAGUCUGAAAGAAAUGGAGGACACUAAAACUGUCAGAGUAAGUGGUUAGUCCAUGAUCCAAGUGGCAAGAAAGGGGAUCAGAUAGGCUGCUUUUGAAACCCUGAUUAUUUUCUGUUGAGUUAUUUCCUAGUGCAUUUCUGCUCUAACAAACUGCUAAAAAAUCCAAAUCCUCUCAUAGGUGAGAUUUUCAGUCAGUUAAUAUUAAUCAUGUGUAGGAAUACACAUAUAAACAGCAUGCCCAGUGGUUGUACUAACUUUGCUGCACAAGAGGGAUAGUUUUAUGCCGUAGAAUGUAUUUUCAUUUCAUUAAAGCUAAUCCUACUUCCCUUCCUCACUGCAAAUGUUAUUAAUCAGUUUGUUCGUUAAAUAGCCACUAAAUAACUGCAUUCACAAAAUGUAACUAAGCAUACACUAAUUACUAUAAUAAUCAUUAUGAUUCAAAAAGAACAAAGUACUUAGGAACAUAAGACAUCAAUGGCUUAAAUAGUCAAUUUGCUUAAGCUUAAUUAAGAUUCUAGUAGAUUCAUAGUCCUUAAAAUUUUUAGUGAAAGUGUCAUAGAAUUAGACUGGAGACACAGUAGGCUCUCAAGUAUCUAAGAAACACUCCCCAAAAUCAGCAAGCUUCAUAGUCCUGUUACAGGCACUUUGAAUUCUAUAUUACUUGUUGAUGUGAAAUUAUAAAGCAGAAAGAGUUUGUUCAAAAAAUCACUGUAGUUAUGCUGAAAAAAAAAUAGGAAUCAUCUCACUAUUUACUAGGCAACACACACACACACACACACACACAAAAAUGCUGCCAUGAUCUAUUCUUCUUCAUGCGCAGUUUGAGUAUAGUAAUUAAAAGAAUGUAGGAUAAGAAUGGGAGUAUCAUCCGAGAAAUAAUGCUAAAACUGAAGAAGAAAGAAACAGACGUUCACGAUUUAUUUUUCAGAAUUUUUAAAUAUUUAGGACUUAAGGAUCUCAAGUGUUGUUCUCUACAUACUCCACUGAUCUCUAAUGCCCCACAUUAUAAUUCAAAAUUAUCCUGAAAGUGCCUGUAUGCUAAUUCCUUGCAACAUAAAUAUGAAAUAGUCAGUGAAAAUAUAAUGGCUUGUGAUGACAUUUCAAGUUAAAAUGCAAUCAUUGGUGAAAAGCAAAACAGCACAUGAAUGUUGGAGAAUACACAAAAAACAUACUAUUAACACAGAUAGGCAAUAUUGGGAAGUAGUGUUUUGUUGUCUGAGGAACCUUCAUUGACUUGAAAUCUCCUUUCACUUCAAGAUAUUGCCACCUCCUGUUGAACACAUUGCUGUCAAUUGCAGCCAUUCUUCAGCUCUUAUUUUGGAUAAUAGCUGCAAAAAAAUAGGCAGGCUUAUACAUAUUUGCCCCAAUUUAGCAUAUUCUUUCCAUGGGAUCCUUAGGGUAUGUGUCUUGGCUUGCUUGUAAAAAUCAAUAUUGUAUUAUUGUAUCUGCAACAGCUAUGGGUGCUGAAUGAACUACAGGUCAGAGAAAGCACGCAUAAUAUAUUGUAAAUUGUAAAUACACAUAGCUUUUUCUCUCUCUCUCUUUUUUUUUUUCCUAGCUUUUUUUUCUCCUCGAGUUUAUAAUUAUCCUAAAUUUGAAAAUGUUUUUUUGAGGACCAUUAACUCAAAUUGUCACCUUGGCUUCUGGAAGCAUCACUUGAAAUGGAGAAUUUUGUUUAAAAAAAUCAAUUACUGAGA
Nothoprocta perdicaria is the source of this 3380-nucleotide messenger RNA. It is a transcript of the gene NTS, whose product is annotated as neurotensin. Bases 90 to 584 code for a protein of 164 amino acids. Lineage: Eukaryota; Metazoa; Chordata; Aves; Tinamiformes; Tinamidae. Gene Ontology annotation, molecular function: neuropeptide hormone activity. Gene Ontology annotation, cellular component: axon terminus; extracellular region. The record is from RefSeq and is a predicted model, not a curated record. The transcript has 4 exons.